AUGGCUGAAAUACACCAGGAGAAAAUGACAAGGGAGAUGAGGGCGCUGAGGUUAGGAAGUGAGACUGGAAGCUCGGGGCGAGGUGAGCGGUCCGGGCUGGCGGAGCGCAGCGAGCUACACUGCGGUACAGAGGCCCAGCGGAGGCCCAGCGACUCUUCCCACAUGAGCCGCGCAGGGCUGAAGGAACAGACCUCGGCGACCCGGUCCCUGCUCCCGCUGCAGAGUCCAAUGGCUGUGGCCACAUACCGGGACCCGAGGCAGGGUGUGACCUUUGAGGAUGUGGCCAUUCACUUCUCCCAGGAAGAGUGGGUGCUCCUUGAUAAGGCCCAGAGGUUCCUCUACUGCAGUGUGAUGGUGGAGAACCUUGCACUUGUGGCUUCUCUGGGAUCCAGGCCUGGAAUGGGGGAUGAAGAGGUAACUGCUGAGCAUGAUGGGCCUAUAGAUGGAGUGAUGUCUAAGACAAGUCCAUCUACCCAGGAGACUCAUCUCUUUGAGACACCUGUCCCAGCUUUGGAAGACGUUUUGUACCAGGCUGAAUUCCUGAGCACACACCCUGUGCAGACAUUGCACUUGGGCAGAACAGGUGUGAAAAGCUCCGGUUUGAAUGAAGACAUUGACCGGCACCAGAUGAGUUACCGUGGAGAAAAGCCCUGCGAAGGGAAGGCUGCUGCGGCUUCACUUACGUCACGCUGCAGACCCCAGGUGUUGACAAAGCCAUUCGUCUUUGAGAAGGAUGGGGAGAAGGCCCUUGCCUCCACGGGCUGUCCGCAGCAGCAGGCCACUUGUAAUAGUGAACAGCUUCACAGUAGUGGCAAGUGUGGGGAAGCACUUUUGAGUGGAGAAAAACUGAAGUCCAGUGAAUGCCCAAAAGGUUCAAACCACAAACAUACACGUGUUCAGUGUCAGAGUGCCACCCCUGAAAAAAGGCCUCAUGAGUGUAGCAAGUAUGAGAAAGCCUUCUCCUGCAACUACAAACUUGCUCAGCACCAGGACGGUCGCACGGGACAAAGGACGUAUGAGCAUAGUCAGCAUGAAAAAUCCUUUAGCAAGAAGUGCCACUUCAUUGCACACAAUAGAACUCAAGAAAGGCCCUAUAAAUGUACCGAAUGUGGAAAAGCCUUCAUCUAUAAAUCUGAACUCAUUUACCACCAGAGACACCACAGUGGUAGAGUACAUUAUGAGUGUGUGGAAUGUAGAAAAUCCUUUACCUACAAAUCCAACCUCACUGAACACCAGAGAAUCCACACUGGAGAGAGGCCUUACCAGUGUGAGCAAUGUGGGAAAUCCUUCAGACAAAACUCUAGCCUCUUUAGACACCACAGAAUUCAUACUGGAGAAAGGCCUUAUGAGUGCUAUGAAUGUGGCAAAUCUUUUAGACAAAUCUUCAAUCUCAUUAGACAUAGAAGAGUCCACACUGGAGAAAUGCCUCAUCAGUGCAGUGGCUGUGGGAAGUCCUUUAGCUGCAAAGCUGAACUCACUCAGCAUGAGCGAAUUCACAGUGGGGAAAGGCCUUAUGAGUGUAGCGAGUGUGGAAAAUUCUUCAGGCAGUUCUCCAACCUCAUUCGACACCGGAGAGUUCAUACUGGUGACAGGCCUUACAAAUGCAGCGAAUGUGAAAAAUCCUUUAGUCGCAAAUUCAUCCUCAUCCAACACCAAAGAGUUCACACUGGAGAAAGGCCUUAUAAGUGUGGGGAGUGUGGCGCAUCCUUCACCCGGAAAUCUGACCUCAUCCAACACCAGAGAAUUCAUACUGGCACAAGACCUUAUGAGUGUGAAGAAUGUGGGAAGUCGUUUAGACAAUGCUCUAGCCUCAUUCAACACCGGAGAGUUCAUACUGGAGAGAAGCCUUAUGAAUGUGUCGAGUGUGGGAAAGCCUUUAGUCAGAGUGCUAGCCUUAUUCAACACCAGCGACUGCACACUGGAGAAAGGCCUUAUGAGUGUAGCGAGUGUGGGAAGUCCUUUAGCCAAAGUGCCAGCCUAAUUCAACACCAGAGAAGCCACAGUGGAGAAAAGCCUUAUGAAUGUGGCGAAUGUGGCAAACUUUUCACCCACAAGUCUGACCUAAUUCAGCAUCAAAGAGUUCACACUGGAGAAAGACCUUAUGAGUGCAAUGACUGUGAGAAAUCAUUUAGCCGUAGGUCUAAUCUCGUUCGACACCAGAGAGUUCACACCUAAGAAACUUCUUCAUCCUGUAAGAAAUGUGCUGUUUAGUGAGUUAGUGUAGUAACGUUGGAGGAGACUAGCAGCCCUCUCUGAGUUUAAAGAUAAUUCAUAUGGGCUUCAGAAGUGUGGGUUAUUUCAGAUAUGUGGGAAAUUUUAAGGAGAUUCAUUCAGUUUCUAGUAUGCCCAGGGCCGUAUCCUGAUUUAUGCCAUUGGCAUUGUCGGUGGUAGAAACCCUAUCACCAUUACCACCCGGAAGUUUGAUAUUGUGAGGAUAAGUACCCUUCCUGAGUGCUCAGAGAUGCAAACUUCUGUACUCUGCUGUGGCCUUCGCCUUGGAGACCCCUUAUUUCCCUUUAGGACAGGAAUCUUGUUUGGGAGGUGUGGUCUGAGUUGUGCUUUCAACUUUCCUAAGAAGGAUUACCUUGUUCAGGGGAAGUUUCGUUUUCAUACUGUGUCAGUGAUGAAUAUUUCCAGGUUGGAAUUCGCCAACUUGGAAAAUGCUUGCUGCCCAUAACCUCUGACUUCACUUUUUGAAAAGAUAGUUUAUUUAUGCACCUUUAAUCUUGAAGGUUCUGUUCAUUCUCUGGUGUGACUUAUCAACUGACCUAUGAUGUCAGCGUUAAGGGGUGGACCAAUUUCAUAGAUAUCCUCACUGACUAUGUUUUAGAAGGUAUGGUACAGCUGCAAGAAGCAGCUGUAUGGAGCAUUGGUCUGAUUUUCAUCGCUGCCCCUGCCCCUGCCCUCACAGGUAAGACUGUUGGGUUUUCUGUUCCUGACUUACUGAAGGUGCUAUGAUUUGUAAGGUUAAAAAGUCCUGAUGAGGAGGAGAAUUAUGACAAUCCCAGGUGCUUCUGUAAACCGCGGGAACAAUUAUCCUCA
This is a messenger RNA of Peromyscus eremicus (cactus mouse), 3042 nucleotides long. RefSeq names its product zinc finger protein 551-like. Gene Ontology annotation, biological process: regulation of DNA-templated transcription. NCBI's taxonomy places the organism in Eukaryota, Metazoa, Chordata, Mammalia, Rodentia, Cricetidae. The transcript is spliced from 4 exons. Gene Ontology annotation, molecular function: DNA-binding transcription factor activity, RNA polymerase II-specific; RNA polymerase II cis-regulatory region sequence-specific DNA binding. Bases 1 to 2175 code for a protein of 724 amino acids. The record is from RefSeq and is a predicted model, not a curated record.